Durio zibethinus is the source of this 3015-nucleotide messenger RNA. Its product is annotated as vacuolar-sorting receptor 6-like. Gene Ontology annotation, molecular function: calcium ion binding. NCBI's taxonomy places the organism in Eukaryota, Viridiplantae, Streptophyta, Magnoliopsida, Malvales, Malvaceae. The record is from RefSeq and is a predicted model, not a curated record.
CCACCACCUUCCUUCCAAUUACAUCCUCUCUUCCUCUCUCUUGCUCUGUCGUUUCUUUUACGUCACAGUUAGACUGAGAAAGUUUAGUUAAGCCAUCAACCCAGGCAGCCACCCAUCAGGGGAAAAAAAAACCUAGACUCUCCUUCCCUUCCCUAAUCCUAUAGCUAAAAUACCAUAUAUCUAUACCUAUUUAAUAAAAAAUAAAGCUACUAGUAUGUUUCACAGCGACUUUCUCUCUUCUCAUCUCUCGCCACUCACUAUCCCUUCAUGCUAAGAACACAUCUUAUUUAACUAUAUAUCUUUUUCAUUUCUUUUCGUCUCUGUAUCUGAAGAAACAAACAGAAGAAACAAGCACAAGCACAAGUUCUUAGGACGAUGGCAUGCAUAUGCAUGCUUCGAUAUUUCAACAAACUCAUUGCUAUGUUUUUUGCUUCCACCCUUCUAUUGACCGGAGUCUCUGCAAGGUUUGUGGUAGAGAAAAAUAGAAUCCGAGUGCUGUCUCCAUUGAAUCUGCGAGCAAAGCAUGAUGGUGCGAUAGGUAACUUUGGAACACCAGACUACGGAGGGUUCAUUAUAGGCUCAGUGGUUUAUCCAGACAAAGGGGCUAAUGGCUGUGAACCUUUUGAUGGUGUGCCCUUCAAGUCCAAAUUUCCUCGCCCCUCUGUUCUCCUUCUUGAUCGUGGAGAGUGUUACUUUGCCCUGAAGGUAUGGCAUGGCCAACAGGCUGGAGCCGCUGCAGUAUUGGUGGCUGAUAGCAUAGAUGAACCUCUAAUAACUAUGGAUUCUCCUGAGGAAAGCACUGAUGCCAAUGAGUUUGUGGAGAAAAUAGGAAUUCCGUCAGUUUUGAUAGAGAAGUCAUUUGGUGACAGCCUGAAGGAGGCCCUCAAGAAGGGUGAAGAUGUAGUGGUAAAAUUAGACUGGAGGGAGUCAAUGCCCCAUCCUGACCAAAGAGUUGAAUAUGAGCUUUGGACGAAUAGCAAUGACGAGUGCGGGGUUCGUUGUGAUGAGCAGAUGAAUUUUGUAAAGAAUUUCAAGGGCCACGCACAAAUACUUGAAAAAGGGGGUUACACUUUGUUCACACCACAUUACAUAACUUGGUAUUGUCCUCAGGCUUUUGUUUUUAGCAGUCAGUGCAAGUCUCAGUGUAUAAACCAUGGAAGAUAUUGUGCUCCUGAUCCAGAACAAGAUUUUGCACAGGGAUAUCAAGGAAAGGAUGUGGUGUUUGAGAACUUGAGACAGCUCUGUGUGCACAGAGUUGCCAAUGAGAGCAAGAGGUCUUGGGUUUGGUGGGACUACGUGACAGAUUUCCAUAUCAGGUGCUCAAUGAAGGAGAAGAGAUAUAGCAAAGAAUGUGCCGAGGAUGUCAUGAGCUCACUUGAUUUGCCUAUUGAGAAAAUCAAAAAGUGCAUGGGUGAUCCUGAAGCUGAUGUCGAGAAUGAAGUCCUGAAAACCGAGCAAGAACUUCAGGUUGGCCAAGGUUCUCGUGGUGAUGUUACCAUUUUGCCAACAUUGGUUAUCAAUAAUGUUCAAUAUCGAGGAAAAUUGGAGAGAACUGCUGUGCUUAAGGCCAUCUGUGCUGGAUUUAAGGAGACCACAGAACCUUCAGUUUGUUUAAGUGCAGAUCUUGAAACUAAUGAGUGCCUUGAAAGAAAUGGUGGUUGUUGGCAUGAUAAACGAGCUAACAUAACUGCAUGCAAGGACACAUUCAGGGGAAGAGUAUGUGAGUGCCCCACUGUGAAGGGCGUGCAAUAUAGAGGAGAUGGUUACAUUUCUUGUGAAGCUUUUGGAUCUGCGAGAUGUACAAUUAACAAUGGAGGUUGUUGGUCUGAAGCAAGAAAUGGAUUAACUUUCUCAGCCUGCUCAGAAACCCAAUUAAGAGGUUGUCAGUGUCCACAAGGCUUCCGAGGGGAUGGUCAUAAAUGUGAAGAUAUCAAUGAAUGCAAGGAAGAGAGUGCUUGCCGGUGUGAUGGUUGCUCCUGUAAAAACACUUGGGGUGCAUAUGAGUGCAAGUGUAAAGGUGAUCUUCUGUACAUAAAGGAGCAUGAUGCUUGCAUAGAGAGAAAUGGAUCACGCUUUGGGUGGUUCCUCACCUUCUUGGUCUUGGCAGCUGUGGCAGGUGCAGGGUUAGCUGGGUAUAUAUUCUACAAAUAUAGGCUCCGGUCUUACAUGGACUCAGAAAUCAUGGCUAUCAUGUCACAAUACAUGCCGCUUGACAAUCACCAUAAUAACAAUGAAGUUCCUAGUGAGGCGCAACCUUUGCGACAAAGUUCAACAGCAUAAAUAAAGAUGGAGGAGGUUACAAGCAAUCAGUAAUAUGCAUUGUGCUUUAUGUUGGCCCUGAAAUUUGAGUGAUUCAUAUUUGUACAGCUCUUAUGCGGAUGACAAAAAAGGCACUUCCUUUACUGCUAUACUGGCACAGCCACCAUGAGUUAUCUUUAUACAGAAAAUUUUCUUUACAGAUAAGUGAGAACAGAACAAAAUCUUUUUUUUUUUUUUUUUCGUCUUUGUAGUUGUUGUUUGUGGAUAAAAUAGUUGAGAUGUAAACAUAGGUUGAAUGUCAUGUGAGGACUCAUGAAUCAUGAUCUACAUUCUAUAGAAGUAAGAAAAGUAAAAGAAUAAGAGAAAAGGGUUGUUGUAAAAUUAAUUAAUUAAUUCCUUCAUUUCCGAACAUUACCAACUCUUGUUGUAGCGUGUAAGCAGAUUUUAAGGUAAACUGAAGUUGUGUAUUUUAUUGUAAUUUAAUCAGUUUCAUUCGGUUAGACCUUGCUCCUAUGCAAGCAUCAAGAGUGCUCAGCAACUAAACUAAGUUUGUUUUGUAUCUGAACUCAAGGCUUAGCUUAAAUGAUUCACCCAAAUAUGGAUUCUUGCAAGAGUGAGGUUUGAUCCUCAACACUUGCAUAUUUUCUUUUCUUAAUUUCUUUUCGGUCUUGACCUCUUAGUACCAAAAAAAAAAAAAAAAGUGUGUUUUGUAUCUUCUUCUUCCUGUCCUGUGAUCCUGUGGAGGAGUGCAAACGC